Messenger RNA from Dermacentor andersoni, 515 nucleotides. RefSeq lists its product as uncharacterized. The record is from RefSeq and is a predicted model, not a curated record. Lineage: Eukaryota; Metazoa; Arthropoda; Arachnida; Ixodida; Ixodidae.
GCGGCAAAUUGCACGCAGCUCUACAAGACGCUGGCAACAGGUGAGCUCUUCCGGUCGUUGAAAAUGCUUGCGAAGGCCGCCGUCGUGUUGAUCCUUCUGCAAACUGCUGCUUGUCAGAGACCCGAAGACAACAAGAAGCCAAAGUCGCAUCAGUGGAAAAACUUCCUGCGUGACUGGCAUAUUCUGAUGAAUCAUGUGUUCACACCGGAAGAAGAAGAAAGCCUGCUGAGAUGUUGCGCGCCAAGUAAAACCAAGGCUCUAGAGGCGUGCAUCCACGAAGCUGGACUGACUUUUGUACAAUACAAGCAGAUCAAGAGAGCCGUCAGGAAAUGGAGAUCCAGUCAGAACAAAAAUGGCCGUUCCAGUCCAGAAGUAGAAGAAAAGGACCUUUCGAAAAUUGCGGAUUCAAAAACUUCGCUGCGUGAACUAGUUGAGAAGGCCCGUACACUCGGAAAAUGCGUCGCCGAAAUUAAGUGAAUUGAUCUUCAAAAAGCAAUAAAAACGCUUCUCAAGAA